Dermacentor albipictus is the source of this 2248-nucleotide messenger RNA. The record is from RefSeq and is a predicted model, not a curated record. NCBI's taxonomy places the organism in Eukaryota, Metazoa, Arthropoda, Arachnida, Ixodida, Ixodidae.
AAACGCUACCACUCAGCCACGAGUUCUUUUUUCUUUAUUGCCUGACUUUGACAAAGAAACAACAGCAAUAGCAAUACACAAAACAAAUCAUACAAGAUACAGUGAACAUGUAGUAUUGACAUAAGCAGCCUGCAGGGGGCUGGCUACGCCACAUUAAAAUUCAUUUAGAGCCAUCAAUGGCUCCACCCUUGACAGCCACUGGGGAUAUCGCCACCGGCCUUCAAAAUCUCAACAAACGGAUGCACAGUUUCAUGGAAAGAAAUUCGCUUAGGUCGUGCGUCGGGAUCGCAGUAGUAUCCUGCCAUUCGAGAGCGCCAAAUAAUGUGGAGGCCAAUGAACAUUAUUAAAUCAAACGGAAAACCAUCCUCGUUAGUAAUGGGUAGAUACCGUAUUCCAUGAGGGUCGAGGGGGAAUUGUUUCUUUAACGUUCUUUGUAGUACGUCCCAAAAAAAUACCCCUCCCCAACAAUGAAGAAAAACGUGAUCUAUCGUUUCUGGUUGUUUGCAGAUAAGGCAGUGAGAUCCCCAUGGAAGAAAUAAGCCCUUUUCCUGUAAAAACAUUUUUACUGGCAACGUUCCAGUGUGUAACUAAAAAAAAAAAAGGUUUUAACCCCUGGCGCAACUUGCAUUUUUUUUACUCUCUUUAACACGUCCCUACCAGGGCCUCCAUUGUACAAGGCUCUGUACAUUGGCUCCGGCAGAACAACGUCACACAAAUCGUUGUACAAUUUUUUCUUUUUGACAGUAGAUAAAUAUUCAUUUGAAAACCUCGUUGCAAGAAAUCGUACACUUGCGACAACUUCUCUAAAAUAUCCGAAAAUGCCUCCCGUGAGUGUUUCGGUUGAAACAACAAAGUCUGGCAACGUGCGCCCGAGCCUUACUUGGCAUGCGAAAUAGAGUUAGUAGAACACCUCUAGAGGAAAAGCUGGGCCGGAAAACAUAGAGUUACUAUACUGACUCUAGAGGACAAGCUACCCAUAGCAUAGAGUUUCCUACAAAAUUACUAGAGGAAUCUCUGGCGCUGCAUACGUUGUCCUACCAUGGGAAUGAUGGGAAGUACAUGGAUUCGUCUGAUCUUCGUGCUUAUGGAUUGAGACGUUCUUGUGGCUUUGUAUAUUACGCUACAUAAAUCUUAUUGUCGUAUAUUUCAGCGCAAUUUAUAUUCUUCGAAGUGCAGAAGACGCCGGGAACGCGUACAAUUGCUAUUAAUUGCAACGAUUGAGCUUGUCUAUGUGCCCAAAUCGAAACGCGCCAAGCGUCUCUAGCGUCUCAAAGCACUGGCAUGCCCGCGAUAAGUUCAUAAGUGCGUUUCAUUCGCUUGUCGAUACAUGCAUCCGUGGCUUAUCAUUCUGCUUCCGGCCACGGUCGUGAAAGGACGCAGGAUGGCUGGCUCUUCGCGAGCUGUGAAAACGGCCGAUUCUGGCCGCGGAACAUCGUUUUUGGACGGCCUGAAAGAUUACAGGAUUGUACUGCCGCCGCUGCCAACCGGAGAAGGACUGAAAACAAUGGUUGUUCUUCACUGCGACACCGCUGGAAGGCCUUACAGGAUAGAAGAUUUCCGCCAGCCGAUGACAGAAGCCGGCGUCAUUGAACAGGUGGGCGGUAUCGGAGCGUACCAGAUGUCGCACGUCUGGUUAGUCAACUUCCGAAGUGAAGAAGCCAAGAAAAAGUUGCUCGACAUCGGGCAUAUUGUUGUUAAAGGGAAGACUUGCGUUGUCUUUGACCCUGAAAGGCCGGAAGUGCGGCUGAAGGUGCAUUGGUGUGCCUUCAACGUCAGCAACGAAACUCUGAGGCGGGCGUUCGCCGAGUACGGCGAAGUGAAAGAAGUUUCGAGCGAUAGAUGGAAGACCGGCAGGUUUGAAAACGCCGACUCGACUACUCGUGUUGUGCGGCUGGUUCUUCGAGAAGGUGCAAGCCUCGAGCGCAUACCCCAUCAGCUGCGUAUCGGGAACGGUACAGUAUUAGUCGUCGUGCCCGGGCGUGCGCCGAUAUGUCUCCGCUGCCGCAACACAGGCCACAUUAGGCGGGACUGCAAGGUGCCCAAGUGCAGCGAGUGCCACGCCUUCGGGCAUGAAGAGGCUGAAUGCACGAAGUCAUACGCCCGCGCCGCGACUCGUGGAACAUUCGGCGAUAAUAGUGAGCUGCACAUGGACGAGGAUGAAGCUGAGCAAGCUGCCUCCAACUCAGUGGUCGAGAGCCCAACGGCCGCAGCGCUGAGCGAUGAAAAGGAAGGCGCCCCAAAGAAAUGA